UAAACCUCAAACAUGCGAAUUUUGCCGAACAAUAAUGCGUUUUAUUAGGUUUGGUGAUGCUCAAUAUGAGAUAAUUUCUGCAAUUUUAUCACAUUAAUUGUUUUUGUUUGAAAAUGGCAUAAAACAAAAUUUUUAUUCGUUGGCUGUCUUUGACAAUGCAAAAUCAAAUGUUGGCGAAGCUUUUUAAAAGACAAAUUGUUUUGUCAAAUGUUACUGUCCAAUGGUGCAAAUGUUUUCAGUCCAAGAAAGAAGAAAUAAAGGGAAAUUUAAGCAGAAUUCCCCAAAAAAAUAUUAGAAACUUUGGAAUAAUUGCCCAUGUUGACCAUGGCAAAAGUACCCUUUCUGAUCGUCUUAUGGAAUUUGCAGGCAAUAUUCAUAGAGAUAGUAAAAAUCAGCAGAUACUUGAUUCAUUGCAAGUUGAGCGGGAAAGAGGCAUAACAGUGAAGGCACAAACUGUAUCACUCUUUUAUAAUUGGAAUGGAGAAAGUUAUUUACUUAACUUGAUUGAUACACCUGGUCAUGUAGAUUUCAGUUAUGAAGUAAGCCGGUCAUUAGCAGCCUGUCAAGGAGUGGUUCUGCUUGUUGAUGCAAAUCAAGGAGUUCAAGCUCAAACUGUUGCGAAUUUCAAUCUUGCAUUUUCUCAAGAAUUAAAAAUUAUACCAGUUCUAAAUAAGAUAGAUCUGAAGAAUGCACAGACAGAAAAUGUUUGCAAGCAGCUUAAUAAUUUGUUUGGCAUCUGUGAAGAUGAAGUCCUUAAAGUAUCAGCAAAAUUAGGCACUGGUGUGGAAGAUGUUCUAAAGGCUGUGAUUCAAAUAAUUCCUCCUCCUCCAGGUGAUCUUCAGAAACCUUUUCGAGCAUUAUUGUAUGACUCUUGGUAUUCUCAACACCGUGGAGUAAUUUGCAUGAUCAUGGUUGUUGACGGUACCAUUAAAGUUGGAGAAGAAAUAACAUCUUGUUCCCUGGGAUGCACAUAUGAAAUUAAAGAACUUGGAAUUCUGUAUCCUGAUGAAGUUCCUGUGCAUGAAUUACUCUCUGGUCAAGCUGGUUACAUGGUUGCUAAAAUAAAAAACCCUCAACAUGCAGUUAUUGGGGACACAUGGUUUAAAAAAGAUACUUGUGUACAGCCACUUCCUACUAUUAUUUCUUCAAAACCAGUGGUUUUUGCAGGAAUAUAUCCAUCAGAUCAAUCCAAAGCUCAAGAGCUGAGAAAAGCCAUUGAAAAACUGCUGCUAAAUGAUUCGAGUGUGAAUGUUUCCACUGACAGCAGCCCAGCUUUUGGAAAAGGUUGGAGACUUGGCUUCCUUGGUUUACUUCACAUGGAAGUUUUUUGUCAAAGGCUUGAUCUUGAGUACAAUGCUCAAGUUAUUAUUACAGCUCCAGGUGUUCCCUAUAAAAUCAAAAUUAAAGGAGAGAAAAACCAAAAAGCAUAUGGUGGUGAAGAAAUUUUGAUUACAGACCCAGUAAAAUUUCCAGAUCCAAAGGUUGUAUCCGAAUAUUUUGAACCAAUGGUUUUAGCAACAAUUAUAACACCAACUGAAUAUUAUAGUGAAAUUUUGAAGAUGUCCAUGCAAAGAAGAGGGCAACACAAAAACAUCCAAACCAUUGAUGAUGGCACAAUGAUGCUUGUAUUUAAGUUUCCUAUGAGUGAAAUAAUCAUAGACUUUUUUAAUGAACUUAAGACGGUGUCAUCAGGAUUUGCUAGCUUUGAUUAUGAAGAAAUCGGCUAUGAGUCAAGUUAUUUGAAGAAGGUGGAUAUUUUGCUUAAUGGAAAAAUUGUUAACGAGUUUUCUGUGAUAACUCAUGCCUCUCAGGUGCAAAAAGUUGCUAGAAGGAUGUGCCUUAAAUUGAAAGAAAGUAUUGAACCCCAUUUGUUUUUGAUUGCUAUUCAAGCUUGUGUAGGUGGAAAAGUAAUUGCCAGAGAAAAUAUCAAGCCUGUAGGAAAGAAUGUUACUGCAAAACUGUAUGGUGGUGAUGUCACCAGGCGGAUGAAGUUGAUUGAACGUCAAAAGCAAGGAAAGAAACACAUGAGAAUUGUUGGAAACAUAGAACUAUCAAGAAAAGCUUUUAUUGAUGUAUUGAAAAGAUGAUGUUUUUUUUUGUUUAGCGAAGCAAUUUUUGAUAUGUCUCUAGAAAUAUGUAUUUUUUAAAUAUUGAUAUGUCAUACUGUGAUAAAAAAGCUCUGUAAAAUUCUGAAGUUGUUGGAAAUUUCUAAACUGUGCAGUAUACAGCUGAUAGCAGUAAGUGAAAAUCUUAUUCAGUACAAAUGAUUGGAUUAGAUAUAAUAAAACAGAAUAACACAAAUUAAGUGUAGAAUCUCUUUUCAUAAUCUCCGUUGAAACUUGUACCAGUUUAUCUUUGAAUUUUGAUUUUGACUCUUUAAGUGUGUUAAGUGCUGCAACAUAAAACUUCAUAUUGUAAACUGAAAUCCUUUAAUUUGUUUGGUCAUGUAAUUAUUCUUCAAA
Messenger RNA from Uloborus diversus, 2462 nucleotides. It is a transcript of the gene waw, whose product is annotated as translation factor GUF1 homolog, mitochondrial-like. Gene Ontology annotation, molecular function: GTPase activity; GTP binding; mitochondrial ribosome binding. Gene Ontology annotation, cellular component: mitochondrion. NCBI's taxonomy places the organism in Eukaryota, Metazoa, Arthropoda, Arachnida, Araneae, Uloboridae. The record is from RefSeq and is a predicted model, not a curated record. Bases 156 to 2087 code for a protein of 643 amino acids. The transcript has 18 exons. Gene Ontology annotation, biological process: positive regulation of translation.